AUGUUCCCCGGCUCUGUUUUCAUGCGAGCCGUGCCAGCGUACCUCCAGCUGGGGUUUGCCACCGCCGCGUUUGGAAGUUUCGUCUGUGCCAUGUCUGCGGCGAGGAAUUUGUCGACGCUGUAUGCGCUGAGAUUUCUCGUUGGGGUUGGUCAGGCGUUCGUGCAGAUCUCGGGAUUGUAUCUGACUUUGUGGUAUACGAGGCGAGAGGUUGCGUUUCGGGGUGCUAUCAUCUUCUCAUCCGCUACGCUUGCCGGAGCUUUCAGUGGGCUGAUUGCGUAUGCCGUUGGAGACACAUUGACCGUUGGUAACAGUGGCCGUGCUCCCUGGCAGUGGCUCUUCCUGAUCGAAGGAGUCAUCGCGAUUGCGUUCGGGUUGGUUGCGGCAGCGUUACUUCCUCGCUACCCUGAUCGUCUCCAGCAUACCAAGCACUGGCUAUUCAGUCAGGCGGAGAUCCAGCUUGUGCUGGAACGAACAGCUGCUUGGAACACCAAAGGAGCAAAGACAUCCUGGCGCCAAGUCUGGACCACGCUCACCGAUCCAAAAAGCUACUCCUUCGCCUUGCUCAACAGCGCAACAGGCCUAACAUUAUCGACCACCGGCGUCUUCCUCCCGACCUUCAUCAAACAACUAGGAUACAGCGACGUGAACGCCCAGCUCUUCUCCGUGAUCCCCUACGCCUUCGCCUUCGCCGCCAUGCUCACAAUCAGCUACAUCAGCGACAAACUCAACCUCAAAGGCCCGUUCAUGGUAUGCGGAUUCGCAAUGUCGGCGACGGGAUAUAUCGUCCUCCUCACAGAUCACACAGCCCUCGCCGGCAUGGUCGCUGCAUGCCUCAUCAUCAGCGGGACGUAUACGAGCAUCGUCUUGGGAGUCGCAUGGCUCGGGAUCAACAAUGCCGGAUUUACGAAGCGUGCGUCGACGUGGGCGCUGGCCGAGGUGUUUGCUCAGGCUUUUGCGAUUAUGGGUAUUCAGUUGUAUGGGAAGGGGAGUCCGCGGUUCAUCACUGGUCAUUCUACGGUGCUUGCGUUUCAGGUCCUCGCUAUCAUCGUCGCCGUGGCUAUGAUGAUAGCUUUCAGGCACUUGAACAGGAAGCGCGAUCGAAUCCUCGAGGAGUAUGCUGCGCGCGGAGAGGCCCAUCCGCAUCUUGAACGGACGUUGGAGGAGGAGUGUGACUUUCAUGUCAACUUUAGAUAUACCUUGUGA
Zasmidium cellare ATCC 36951 is the source of this 1203-nucleotide messenger RNA. RefSeq lists its product as uncharacterized. The transcript is spliced from 3 exons. Gene Ontology annotation, molecular function: transmembrane transporter activity. Gene Ontology annotation, cellular component: membrane. The record is from RefSeq and is a predicted model, not a curated record. Gene Ontology annotation, biological process: transmembrane transport. NCBI's taxonomy places the organism in Eukaryota, Fungi, Ascomycota, Dothideomycetes, Mycosphaerellales, Mycosphaerellaceae. Bases 1 to 1203 code for a protein of 400 amino acids.